AUGGUACAAUGGCUGUGUCACUGGAGAGGAGAGGGCCAACCCAACAGUCAACCCCCGAGAGAGAGAGGAGAGGAGAGGGCCAACCCAGCAGUCAACCCCCAGAGAUGGGAGAGGAGAGGGCCAACCCAGCAGUCAACCCCCAGAGAGAGGAGAGGAGAGGGCCAACCCAGCAGUCAACCCCCAGAGAUGGGAGAGGAGAGGGCCAACCCAGCAGUCAACCCCCAGAGAUGGGAGAGGAGAGGGCCAACCCAACAGUCAACCCCCAGAGAUAGGAGAGGAGAGGGCCAACCCAGCAGUCAAUCCCCAGAGAUAGGAGAGGAGAGGGCCAACCCAGCAGUCAAACCCCAGAGAUGGGAGAGGAGAGGGCCAACCCAGCAGUCAACCCCCAGAGAUGGGAGAGGAGAGGGCCAACCCAGCAGUCAACCCCCAGAGAUGGGAGAGGAGAGGGCCAACCCAGCAGUCAACCCCCAGAGAUGGGAGAGGAGAGGGCCAACCCAGCAGUCAACCCCCAGAGAUGGGAGAGGAGAGGGCCAACCCAGCAGUCAAUCCCCAGAGAUAGGAGAGGAGAGGGCCAACCCAGCAGUCAACCCCCAGAGAGAGGAGAGGAGAGGGCCAACCCAGCAGUCAACCCCCAGAGAGAGGAGAGGCGAGGGCCAACCCAGCAGUCAACCCCCAGAGAGAGGAGAGGCGAGGGCCAACCCAGCAGUCAACCCCCAGAGAGAGGAGAGGCGAGGGCCAACCCAGCAGUCAACCCCCAGAGAGAGGAGAGGAGAGGGCCAACCCAGCAGUCAACCCCCAGAGAGAGGAGAGGAGAGGGCCAACCCAGCAGUCAACCCCCAGAGAGAGGAGAGGCGAGGGCCAACCCAGCAGUCAACCCUCAGAGAGAGGAGAGGCGAGGGCCAACCCAGCAGUCAACCCCCAGAGAGAGGAGAGGGAGAGAGGGCUCAGAAUAUAAGCCUUCUGCUUUCCAGUAGUGAAGCCUGA
Messenger RNA from Salmo salar (Atlantic salmon), 984 nucleotides. The record is from RefSeq and is a predicted model, not a curated record. Lineage: Eukaryota; Metazoa; Chordata; Actinopteri; Salmoniformes; Salmonidae.